AUGGCAAAAGAGCAAACUGCGCAUGCGCCAACAGUGCAAGGCCCAAGUCAACCACUUUUCUUCGUCAAUGACACCGAGUCGACCAAAGCGAAACGCUCAUUCGUGAUGAAAUGUUACAAUCAAAAGAAGCAGCGAAACAAAGUUGAGGACCUGUAUUCUGAUCGCUCUCGAUAUCUCGGAUGGCGGAAAAUUUCAGAUGAGAGCAUGUCAGGAAAACCGGAACUGAAUACUAUCUCUUUUUAUGAAGGACGCAGCGACGGGCCUUUAGAGCCACCUUUACACAUCUUAGCCAACUCGCCCGACGCUGUUGGACUGAAGAAUGACAUCCAUUUCUUCCUUACAUAUCGCCAGGAGAGCGUGACAUUUCGCCAUUACUUCAUGAAAGUGUACGCGGGGACCUUCUUCCGGGAUGAAAUCAUCACACAUGCUCUCGCAUACGAACCGUUGAUGUGUGCUGUUGUCAGCUUUGCAGCUUACCAUUACUCCUUGCAUCAUCCCAACUGCGAAUCCUACACCUUUCUUGAAUACUAUAACCGGUCUAUUUCAGGGUUGUUGAAGUCAUUUCAGUCAGGCGAGCAACACACUGAUGCCAUGUUAUUGACAAUUCUGCAGCUUACAGCAGUUGAGGAAUACCUUGGAAGCUGGGUGAAUCUAGUCAAACAUCAUCAAGCAGCUCGACAAGUGCUCCUUGAACAUUACAGCCCUGAAACAGUGAAUCAGGACCACUUUCAUCGCCAUAUAUUUAUGUGGUAUUCGCGGUUUGAUGUGUUGGUACGCCGCUCUGGCAAUGAAAAAAUCUUGGGCUGCGAGUGGUACUUGACGACUGAGAAGUGUGCUGUGGAUGAAGCCGUUAUGUUCCCGGAUGAUCUGGGUAGGCAGAUCUGGGCUUUUACUGCGCGAAAUAGAAGAUAUGCGAUGGAUAUGGCUUCCCUCUAUGCCAAAACACGACAAGGACUCAUUGCCACGGAUGAAUUUAUAACAGAGAACCAAAAACUUCUCGCGGCUCUUCAUGAUCUGCAGCACGCCUUAAAACCAAUACAAAACCCCCAGUAUCUUAUCACGUCAUAUCCCCACAGAAAGCCUCCCGGACCAGAUGAUAUAGUGGAUCCUUAUGUACCAGGAGUCCUCUACGGCGAGCCACUUUGGGAGGUGAAUUCCUGUGCUGUUGACAUCAUUGGUACCAAGCUUUUGCAUAAAUAUCAAACCGGGAUCCUUCUGCAAAAAAUUGAUCGCUUGGAACUGAGAGAUGCCGCUUUAGAACUCUGCCAAUUAAUGGAAACAAUGGAGAGAUUGCCCGCGCGGCCGAGGGAGGUUGCUCUUUUAUUCCAGGACACUCUGACUGUUGUGGCGCUGUCUCUUCCUUGA
Paracoccidioides lutzii Pb01 is the source of this 1365-nucleotide messenger RNA. RefSeq lists its product as hypothetical. Gene Ontology annotation, molecular function: transcription cis-regulatory region binding; DNA-binding transcription factor activity. Gene Ontology annotation, biological process: positive regulation of transcription by RNA polymerase II. The record is from RefSeq and is a predicted model, not a curated record. The transcript is spliced from 3 exons. The coding region runs from base 1 to 1365 and encodes 454 amino acids. Gene Ontology annotation, cellular component: nucleus.